Molecule: messenger RNA, 1335 nt
Organism: Drosophila arizonae
Lineage: Eukaryota; Metazoa; Arthropoda; Insecta; Diptera; Drosophilidae
Product: ras-related protein Rap-2b
Molecular function (GO): GTPase activity; GTP binding
Source: RefSeq, a predicted model, not a curated record
AUGAGACCCGGCGCCGCCGACCUCCCCGCGCCCCUUGGAUGGAAAAACGAACGCAAAAUAAUUCAAUUUAAGUUAACUCAACUUGCAAGUCAAUUUUUCUGUGACGCUCACUUACUACAUACUAUCAUCUCCCCCAUUUCUCCCUCUCUCUCUCUCUCUCUCUUUCUAUUGCUCUCGCUCACACUCGCUGGCUGUCAAUAUAGAGUGGGACGCAAUAAUGCUGUGGACGAUGCCAUUGGACCGGCAAAUGCACGUCAUAAAAUUGUGGUCAUGGGCGCGGCCAAAGUGGGAAAAACUUCGAUAAUCACACAAUUUCUGUAUAACACAUUCACUACGAAAUAUAAACGGACCAUCGAGGAAAUGCAUCAGGGUAACUUUUCAAUUGCGGGCGUUAGCCUAACGCUGGACAUACUCGAUACGGCCGGCUCCUAUGAGUUCCCAGCAAUGCGCGCCCUAUCCAUAUCGUCGGCAGACGCUUUCAUCCUGGUCUACGAUGUCACCGAUGCGUCCACAUUCGAGGAGGUGCGGGCCAUACGAGAUCAAAUACAUGAGACAAAGGCAACCACAGCGGUGCCAAUUGUGGUCGUUGGCAAUAAGGUGGAUCUGCUGGCCGAGGACAGUGAACUGCGCGAGGUGGAAUAUGCGACAACCGAAUCGGUGGUAACUGUCGAUUGGGAGAACGGCUUUGUGGAGGCAUCGGCGGCCAACAAUGAGAACAUAACACAGGUAUUCAAGGAGCUGUUGGCCCAGGCCAAGAUUACGUACAACCUGAGUCCGGCGCUGCGUCGCCGCCGGCAGUCGUUGCCGCAACAAAUUGGCAACAAUGGGCCCGGUACACCGCUGCACCACCAGCACCACCAUCACCACCACCAUCAGCAGCAACAGCAGCAGCAGCAGCAGCAGCAUCAGGGUUCGUCGCACGGUUCCGGCUCCGGUUCGGCCUCCACAUCGUCGGGCGCCGCCGGGGGCGGGGCGCAUGGCUCCCAUACGCCAACGCCCGCUCAACUGCAGCAUCUGCAGCGCAUCCAGGAGCGCAGCCUGGGCGCCAAGCGCAACUCCUGCACCAUUUCCUAAGCCAAUCAAGGCAUUUAACUAUGUAACUGUAACUGAAACUGAAACUGAAACUAAAACUGAACAAACGGUCUCCUACAAAUGGUUUUCAAUGUUUCACAAAUAAUAAACGUUUUACAAUUUAUGGAUUUACGAUCUUAUGUACUCACGACUCAAGUGUACCUCUUGCUACUAACUUUAGUACCUAUCUAGAGCAAGUUUUUCGCUCAGUCUAAACCACACACGCUAACCUCUAUCCCUGUCUCUCUCUCUCUAUCUCUCUCU